AUGGCCGCUAUGGCGCUGCCCAGCUUCGCAACCACCCAGGUUAAGGGCAAGAAGGAGAAGAGUCCGAAGAAGGUGCUCUUGAAGACCCAGCAAGAGGCUUUCAGCGCUGAUCCGACGGACACGCAGCCCGCCUACCUGUUGCGCAACGGGCUGGAGCCAAUCCAUGAGGAUGAAGAACACUUCACGACGAUCGCACCACCGCCGGGUCUCGAGAAGAAUGAUGAUGACUUCUCUGACAGCCUCUGGAGCCGCUCCACCACUGGCGGCAGUGGUUUUGAGACGCAAUCGGAAGAAGAGGUCGACGAUGCAGUUACCCAUGCUGCUUUGGCCGAGCAAAUCGCCAAGCUCUCCGCUAUGCAGAUCCAAGAGACCAUGGCCAGCAUGUACUACAACAACUUGUCUACCUCGCCCCAGCCACCGAUGCAGGCUUCCGGGGAGUCUGCUUUUGCUUCGUCUUGGACGCAAAUGCCAGUCCGCAACUUCUGCCCGUGGUGUGGCUGCAAACGUGCGGCCUACUACACCUUCUGCCCUAACUGCGGCAACAAGCUUGACGAGUGA
Messenger RNA from Symbiodinium pilosum, 558 nucleotides. Lineage: Eukaryota; Dinophyceae; Suessiales; Symbiodiniaceae. The record is from the annotation of a GenBank genome assembly.